Messenger RNA from Thamnophis elegans (Western terrestrial garter snake), 1101 nucleotides. Its product is annotated as vomeronasal type-2 receptor 26-like. The transcript has 3 exons. Lineage: Eukaryota; Metazoa; Chordata; Lepidosauria; Squamata; Natricidae. Gene Ontology annotation, molecular function: G protein-coupled receptor activity. Gene Ontology annotation, cellular component: membrane. Gene Ontology annotation, biological process: G protein-coupled receptor signaling pathway. Bases 1 to 1101 code for a protein of 366 amino acids. The record is from RefSeq and is a predicted model, not a curated record.
AUGGCCCCAAUCAUGCUGGCCUUUUCUAGGACCCUAAAACUCUGGUUUUAUGCCCAUGCUUGGAGUUCGUACCGCGCACCACCUUGUUCUUUAUGUAACGACCCCUGUCAGGAAGGAUACAGCAAGGUCAAAAAAGAAGAGAAGUCAUUUUGCUGCUAUGAUUGUCUUCCAUGUCCAGAGGGGAAAAUAUCAAAGGAGAAGGACAUGGCUGAUUGCUCUCUGUGCCCAGACGAUCAUUAUCCAAACCCUGAAAGAAAUUUAUGCCUUCCAAAGCAGAUUAGCUUUUUAUCCUAUGAAGAACCCGUGGGGAUUUGUCUUACUGCUCUUUCUCUUUGUUUUUGUUUUAAGACCAUUUUGGCGCUUAACAUUAUCAUUAAACAUAAAGAUACUCCCAUUGUCAAAGCCAAUAACCGGAAUCUCACCUACACGCUCCUUGUUUCUCUCCUACUCUCCUUCCUUUGUGUAUUUCUAUUUAUUGGGAGACCCAACAAAAUUCUGUGUCUGCUUCGUCAACCAGCUUUUGGGCUCAUCUUCUCUGUGGCAGUUUCUUGUGUAUUGUCCAAGACCUUUGUAGUGGUUCUAGCAUUUAUGGCCACCAAACCCGGCUCCAAAAUGAGGAAAUGGGUGGGUGGAAGAAUGGUCACUUUUAUUCUUUUUUCCUGCUCCCUUGUUCAAACCACUAUUUGUAUAGUAUGGUGGACAAUUUUUCCACCAUACCCAGAUGUUGAUAUGAAGUCAAUGUCUGAAGAAGUCAUCCUGGAGUGCAAUGAGGAAUCGAUCAUGUUCUACUGCGUUUUGGGAUUUAUGGGCCUCCUGGCUAUGAUCAGCUUCUCUGCUGCUUUUCUAGCUAGGAAGUUACUUGACAGUUUCAAUGAAGCCAAAUUCAUCACCUUCAGCAUGUUGGUCUUUUGCAGUGUUUGGCUUUGCUUUGUUCCAACUUAUUUAAGCACUAGGGGAAAAUAUAUGUUGGCUGUGGAGAUCUUCUCCAUGAUCUCCUCCAGUGCUGGAUUAUUAGUGUGUAUCUUUUUUCCCAAGUGUUUUAUCAUUGUAAUUAGACCUGAACUGAACGAUAAGCAUCAGUUAAUGAAAAGAAAAUUAUAA